AACUAUAACUUGUAUUGCAUGAUUUGGUUGCCCUAGAGGAAGCUGAAGCUGUGCCUCCAUUGAAGAUCGCAGAGAGAGCUUGAGGACUUCAACGCCGGCGGCCAAGCAUGGUGCACGUUUCCUUUUACCGCAACUAUGGGAAGACUUUUAAGAAGCCCAGACGCCCCUACGAGAAGGAGCGUUUGGAUGCGGAAUUGAAGCUUGUCGGAGAGUAUGGGCUGCGGUGCAAGAGAGAGCUGUGGAGGGUUCAGUAUGCGUUGAGCCGAAUCCGAAACAAUGCGAGAAUGCUUCUGACGCUUGAUGAGAAGAACCCGCGUCGGAUUUUCGAGGGUGAGGCCCUGCUGAGGAGGAUGAACAGGCACGGGCUUCUGGACGAGAGCCAGAACAAGCUCGAUUACGUGCUUGCCCUUACUGUCGAGAACUUUCUUGAGCGCCGCCUCCAGACCCUCGUGUUCAAGUCCGGCAUGGCAAAGUCGAUCCACCAUGCCCGUGUGCUCAUCAGGCAAAAACACAUUAGGGUUGGGAGGCAGGUAGUCAAUAUCCCUUCAUUCAUGGUGAGGGUGGACUCACAAAAGCACAUUGAUUUUUCACUCACAAGCCCCUUCGGAGGUGGACGUCCUGGCCGCGUGAAGCGAAAGAACCAGAAGGCGGCUGCCAAGAAGGCUGCUGGUGGAGAUGGAGAUGGAGAUGAAGAAGAUGAAGAGUAAAGAGUAGAAUCCUCAAUUUAGGUAUAGGGAGUAUCCGCAUCUCGUAUCGGUAUUCGCUUUCUUAGAUACUCACUUAUCUCGCUUUCUUUCUGUGGAUUUGUAAACUUUUUUGGAUAUAUGUUAUAACCAUAGGAAUUUUUGUUUGAAUUUUGUCCGCAUCUUUUUUUAAGUCUCGUUAUUGGAUAAUUCCGCUAUUUGAUCAAAUUAA
This is a messenger RNA of Morus notabilis, 915 nucleotides long. Its product is annotated as 40S ribosomal protein S9-2. Bases 108 to 707 code for a protein of 199 amino acids. The record is from RefSeq and is a predicted model, not a curated record. The transcript is spliced from 3 exons. Lineage: Eukaryota; Viridiplantae; Streptophyta; Magnoliopsida; Rosales; Moraceae. Gene Ontology annotation, cellular component: cytosolic small ribosomal subunit. Gene Ontology annotation, biological process: positive regulation of translational fidelity; translation. Gene Ontology annotation, molecular function: rRNA binding; structural constituent of ribosome.